CGCGUGCGAGAAGGGCAAGCAUUGGCAGCAGGCGCUGUCGUUGUUGAGAUGCAUGCGAGAAGUAGUGCUGGAUCCCAGCCCGAUCAGCUACAAUGCUGCCAUCAGCGCGUGCCACAAGAGCGGGCAGUGGCAGCAGGCAUUGUCGCUGCUGCGCGAAGUGCCGGAGGCAGUGUUAGAACCAGACGUGAUCACCUACAGCGCCGGGAUCAGCGCGUGCGCGAAUGGUGGCCAGUGGCAGCAGGCGGUGUUGCUGCUCCGCGAGCUGCGGGACCGCAGGCUGGAGUCCUGCGUGAUCGGCUACAACGCCGGCAUCACCGCGUGCGAGAUGGGCGGCCAGUGGUGGCAGGCCCUGUCGCUCGUCGACGAGAUGCGGGGCGGGGGCCUCGAGCCGGACGUGGUCACCUGCACCGCCGCGAUCAGCGCGUGCGAGAGGGGCAAGCUGUGGCAGCGGGCGCUCGCGCUGCUCUGCGAGAUGCGGGCCGCCGGCCUCGAGCCCAACGCGCUGACCCGCAACGCUGCGGUCGGUGCGUGCGCCAGGGCCGCGCAGUGGCAGCAGGCGCUGUCGCUGCUGGGCGAGCGUCGGCGAGCGGCGUCGCAAGAAACCUGAUCAGCGUCAGUACCGCCAUCAGUGCAUGCGGGAAUGUUGGGCAGUGGCAGCACGCGUUGUCGCUGAUCAGGGAGUUGGACGAAGCGCAGGUGGGCCUUGACACGGUCAGCUACAGCGCCGGAAUCAGCGCGUGUGGAAAGGGCAGGCAAUGGCAGCACGCGUUGUCGUUGAUCAACCGGGUGUUGGAAGCAAAGCUCAUGGACGUGGUCGGCUACGGCGCCGGCGUCGGCGCGUGCGAGGCGGGCGGGCGCGCCGCGCAGGCGCUGCCGCUGCUCGGCGAGCUGCAGGGUGCAGUGGCAGGAUGUAUCGUUUCUCAGCGAGCUCCUGGAUGCGAAGUUGAACCCGAGCGUGGUCGACAACGUCGUGGUUGA
Prorocentrum cordatum is the source of this 978-nucleotide messenger RNA. The record is from the annotation of a GenBank genome assembly. Lineage: Eukaryota; Dinophyceae; Prorocentrales; Prorocentraceae.